Messenger RNA from Lindgomyces ingoldianus, 1711 nucleotides. Its product is annotated as 1,4-beta-D-glucan cellobiohydrolase-like protein. The transcript is spliced from 3 exons. Gene Ontology annotation, molecular function: hydrolase activity, hydrolyzing O-glycosyl compounds. Lineage: Eukaryota; Fungi; Ascomycota; Dothideomycetes; Pleosporales; Lindgomycetaceae. Gene Ontology annotation, biological process: carbohydrate metabolic process. The record is from RefSeq and is a predicted model, not a curated record. Bases 339 to 1697 code for a protein of 452 amino acids.
GGGAGACUGGUUCCGGUCGAGAUCUGUGAGCGAGAUUCGAUCUACCAUAUUCCAGCUUCUCUCUGCAAUCAUCAGCAAUUAAGACAUAAUAGAGGAUGGGCACCUUUCCUUUACCGUUCAGGACCACCCCAGGGCGCUUCAAAUAAUGUUCCCGUCGAUCCGAUGAGCCAGUGAGCUUUCUCUACAGCUCUCCAUGGCUUGGGUCGCGGCUAUCCCCGCACUCAAUCCGCAAUUGAGCUUGCCUGCAGCCACAAUGUGGCAGGUUUGCAUAUAAGAUCUCGUUUUCUCCCAGUGAAGAUUCUUGUCUCCAUCGAGCAACUGGUCGUUCUAAUUCCAACAUGUAUCGAGCACUCGUCUUCGCUUCUUCCCUUCUCGCCCUGGCCCAAGGCCAAUUGGUUGGCAAAGAGCAGACGGAAACCCACCCAGGUAUGACCUGGCAGUCAUGUUCUUCAAAGGGUAGCUGCACCACCAAGAACGGCAAGGUAGUAUUGGACGCCAACUGGCGCUGGCUUCACACCAAGACUGGGUACACGAACUGUUACACGGGCAACGAGUGGAACGCAACCCUCUGUGCCGAUAACAAGGCGUGCGCGAGCAACUGUGCCCUUGAUGGAGCUGACUACAAGGCUACUUACGGCAUCACCGCGAGCGGUAAUUCCUUGAAGUUGACGUUUGUCACGAAGGGAUCCUACUCCACCAAUAUCGGUUCCCGCACCUACCUAAUGAAGGACGACUCCACGUAUGAGAUGUUCAAGCUCUCUCCAGACCAGGAGUUUACUUUUGACGUGGACCUAUCGAACCUUCCAUGUGGGCUGAACGGUGCUCUGUACUUUGUCUCUAUGGACGCCGAUGGUGGCAUGAAGAAGUACUCUACGAACAAGGCAGGUGCCAAGUACGGAACUGGAUACUGCGACGCCCAGUGCCCACGUGAUCUUAAGUUUAUCAACGGAGAGGGAAAUGUCGAAGGAUGGACCAAGUCAUCCAACGACCAGAAUGCUGGUGUCGGCGGCCACGGCUCCUGCUGCGCGGAGAUGGAUAUUUGGGAGGCCAACUCCGUGUCCACUGCCGUUACUCCUCACUCCUGCUCCACCAUUGAGCAAAGCCGAUGCGAAGGCGACAAAUGUGGCGGAACUUACUCUGCUGAGCGCUAUGCAGGUGUUUGCGACCCUGAUGGCUGCGAUUUUAACUCCUACCGCAUGGGAGACAAGACCUUCUAUGGUAAAGGCAAGACAGUUGAUACCAGCAAGAAGUUUACCGUCGUCACUCAGUUCGUUGGCUCAGGCGCAAACAUGGAGAUCAAGCGUUUCUACGUUCAAGACGGCAAGGUUAUUCCCAACUCCAUGUCCCAGAUUGCUGGUGUCGACGGCAACUCCAUCACGACCAAAUUCUGCGACCAGCAGAAGCAGGUCUUUGGCGACACCUACACCUUCAAGGACAAGGGUGGCAUGGCCAACAUGGCCAAGGCUCUCCAGCAAGGCAUGGUUUUGGUUAUGUCACUUUGGGAUGACCACUACUCUAACAUGCUCUGGCUUGACUCCACCUACCCGACGGACAAGGAUCCUAGCGUUCCCGGAAUUGGCCGUGGUGAGUGCGAGACUACCUCUGGUGUUCCUGCCGACGUUGAGUCCAAGUCUGCUUCUGCUUGGGUGACCUACUCUAACAUCAAGUCCGGUCCUAUCAACUCCACCUUUGGUUAGAUAUAGACAGUUCU